Molecule: messenger RNA, 2370 nt
Organism: Colletotrichum orchidophilum
Lineage: Eukaryota; Fungi; Ascomycota; Sordariomycetes; Glomerellales; Glomerellaceae
Exons: 3
Coding region: 1-2370 (789 amino acids)
Biological process (GO): regulation of DNA-templated transcription; DNA-templated transcription
Cellular component (GO): nucleus
Molecular function (GO): DNA binding; DNA-binding transcription factor activity, RNA polymerase II-specific; zinc ion binding
Source: RefSeq, a predicted model, not a curated record
AUGGCAGACUUGUACGGUAGCAACAGCAUCCGCAACAACGGCGUCAACCAUGACAACAACGACAACCUGGGACAUCGCCUCCGACCCGACAGACCACCGACAGCCGCUGCCACCACCGCCGCCGCCGCCUCAACGACGGCAAACACAACCGCAGACCUGGCCGCCGCCGCAGCUACCACCGUGACAGCCUCAGCCGCAGCUGCAGCCUCGUCCGUGUCUCCGAAGCCGACCAAGCGGUCCUCGGCGACAACAUGCGUAACCUGCCGGGCCCGUAAGGUCCGCUGCGAUGGCCGACGCGACAUCUGCAGCAACUGCGAACGCCUAGGUUUCUCAUGCACCUACGAAGACCCAACUUCAGAUGCUAAUGGUGUCGCUGCCGCUCCCGCCUUUCCCCUGCCGAGACGCCGUGUCCGGCAAGCAUGCCAGAGCUGUCACUCACGUAAAGCUCGAUGUAGCGGCCACACCCCGGCUUGUGAUCGGUGUCGCACCCAAGGUAUCGAGUGCGUCUACAGAGCUUCCAAACGCACUCGGCUGAGCAUCAACCCCCCCGGUCUCAUUGGCCACAUUGCGAGAUCACCAGCCUCAUCGAAUUCGGCGGCCGCUACCAACCGUGACACUCAGAACCGUCGGUCAUUGUCCAGAGAAGAUGCGGCGCACGAUUCUGACGCAGCCAUGGCCGAUGCCAUGGCGUCCAACACCCCGAGUACCUUCAAUCAUGAUCUGUCGGCACCUGAUCCUCAGUUCGAGUCUUUGAUAAGUCGAGCUCUGGACAAUUUCUUCCGCCAUGUUCAUCACAUUCCCAUGCUGUCCUUCCUUCACCGAGCCUCUCUCAUGCAGCGCCAUAACGUUGGCGGACUGGAUCGACCGCUGCUGCUCGCUCUCAUUGGCAUCACGAGCAUGCUCACUGACCUUGGCCCGGGAACGAGGGAAUAUGGCGAAAAAUGUGUAGAUGAAUCCGAAGGACUCAUCCUGAAAGGUCUUGAGAAUGCUUCGACGAUUAAGGUGCAAACACUUGCUCUCAUAAUCAAGUAUCGCAUUUUGACUCGACACUUCUCCAGCGCCUUUAUGCUUGCUGCCACCGCGGCCCGAUUCGCCACAGCUCUCCGACUCAACUACGACAACCCAGAUCUUUGCUUCCUCGCCCAGGAAUCACGCCGUCGCCUCAUGUGGGCGCUCUUCAUGAUUGACCAGGGCAUGGCCGGAGGAUAUCGUGACCUCACCUUGUGGACGCCAGAGACGAUUCACAUUUCCCUUCCUUGCAACGAGAGAGACUUUGAAUUCGACCUUGCUCCGCCUUCUUUGCGACCCUUGGUACCCAGUCCCGACGAGUCCGAAAACGACGACAUUGGCAGCUUAGCAUUACACGUACGCAUUCUCUGGCUCCGCGGCAGGAUUCUCAAGUUCGCCAAAAGAGCUUCGAAUUGUUCCCACGACGAUCUCGGACGCCUGCAGGAACAACUUCAAUCGUUUGCAAAGGAGCUAUCAGACUUUGCUGAGCGCUUGCCUGUAUCAUUCCGCUGGUCCGACAACAGCCUGCGAUUGAGGGCAUAUUCUCCACGCCUCUGCGUCUUCAUCAUGAUCCAUGUCUGGUUGCGGCAAUGCAAUUGCGAUCUUUUCCGGAUAGGACUGGUUGGGCUUCGCGACUCUUUGACUCGAUCGGCUGCCGAACGGCUGGGCCCCGAGUUCAUCGCCGGUUGUCAGCGCCAGUGCUAUGAGCAUGCGAUGGAAAUGUCAAACAUGUUCACCUCCGUCAGAGCAUUGGACCACUACCCCGUCGCGGACCUCGAUAUGCCCGUGUGCGCGUAUCAAUGUGUCCGCAUGUUGUACUAUAUCUACCAUCUGAACGCGGAAGAGUACGGUCUCACGCCGGAUCUCCUUCGUAAAAAGGCUUCACUUUGCCUCGAGGUAACCAAGGGCUGUUGUUCUGGAACAGCUGCAGUUUCAAUUCAAGCCGAUCUUCAACGCCUUAUGGACCAUGGUCUGUCGAUACAGGCUACCCCUAGCCGGCUGCUUAGCGAAGAGCCCCAAGACGAAAGAAACGGCAAUGGUACCAAACGUGUCCGCCUUACCCGCGCGAAGCAGGUACAGUUGGCGGACGACCCAGAUAGAGGCGCACCGGCGGCCGACGAGCUCACCAAUCGACCGUUUGGCAUCGGCGCGUGGGAAGAUAUACAGGUCCCUGAAUCCAAUAAGCCAGACGAGCAGGCGCCUGUACCACCACAGCCUACGGCCCUUGGCUCGCUGGAGGUCAACAAUGCAUUUGAAGGCGCACUUGAUAGUCUCGAUUUCAACAUGGAACCCAUGGGUUUGGAUUCCCUGGCAUGGUUCUCCAAUGAGUGGGCACAGGGCGAUUUCCAGGGCGAGUUCUAA